AAACUGCCUACGUCACCACAGCGCAAGCUUGAGUGACGUACUACGCAAGUUUCAGAUCCUGGCCUGGGGAAGGAAGCGCAGCGGGCUCCUGGGUUUGCGGCUCAAAGCGGAAAAUAACUGGAAUAUUAAAAUAUUCCCUUGUGUCUGCCCAGAGAAGGAAUACAGCGUAUUUGUCUUGACGCGGACCUUCUUGAAUAUCUCUGAGAGUAUCUGGUGUCGUGGGAUCUAUUUGAAUGCCCAGCACACAAUUAACACGAAUAUCACCAUGAACAGGAAUAAGCGUGAGAAAGAGUAUUACAGUAUAGACGUCGGGGAUUCCACAUUCACCGUUCUGAAGCGCUACCAGAAUUUAAGACCCAUCGGCUCUGGAGCACAAGGCAUCGUCUGCUCGGCGUAUGACCACAUCUUGGAGAGAAAUGUCGCUAUUAAGAAACUCAGUCGACCCUUUCAGAACCAGACCCAUGCCAAACGGGCGUACAGAGAGCUGGUGCUCAUGAAGUGCGUCAACCACAAGAAUAUCAUUGGACUCCUAAAUGUAUUCACGCCACAGAAAACACUUGAAGAAUUUCAAGACGUUUACCUGGUCAUGGAGCUGAUGGAUGCUAACCUGUGCCAGGUGAUUCAGAUGGAGUUGGACCACGAGCGACUCUCCUAUCUGCUUUACCAGAUGCUCUGUGGCAUCAAGCAUCUGCAUGCAGCUGGCAUUAUACACAGGGACCUGAAGCCAAGCAACAUUGUGGUGAAGUCAGACUGCACGUUGAAGAUCCUGGAUUUUGGCUUGGCUCGCACAGCUGCCACUGGGCUCCUCAUGACCCCCUACGUGGUGACACGCUACUACCGUGCACCAGAGGUCAUACUAGGCAUGGGUUACCAGGCCAAUGUGGAUAUUUGGGCUGUGGGCUGCAUAAUGGCAGAAAUGGUUCGCCACAAAAUCCUUUUCCCAGGAAGGGAUUAUAUUGACCAGUGGAAUAAGGUGAUCGAGCAGCUGGGCACGCCGUCUCAGGAGUUCAUGAUGAAGCUGAACCAGUCUGUAAGGACCUACGUGGAGAACAGACCCCGAUACGCAGGGUACAGUUUUGAGAAGCUUUUCCCAGAUGUUCUCUUCCCUGCUGACUCUGACCACAACAAACUCAAAGCGAGCCAGGCUCGAGACCUUCUGUCCAAAAUGCUGGUUAUAGAUGCAUCCAAGCGGAUCUCUGUGGACGAGGCCCUGCAGCAUCCCUACAUCAAUGUGUGGUAUGAUCCCAGUGAAGUUGAAGCGCCUCCACCGUUGAUCACAGACAAGCAGCUGGAUGAGAGGGAACACACUGUGGAGGAGUGGAAAGAGCUGAUAUAUAAAGAGGUGCUGGACUGGGAGGAACGCUCGAAAAAUGGUGUAAUCCGCGGACAACCGGCUUCAGUAGGUGCAGCAGUGACCAGCGGCUCCCAGCACAGCUCCACGUCCUCCUCGUCCUCCGUGUCCACCGUCCUCGCGCUGUCCUCAGAGACAGAAAGCAGCUUGGAGACUUUGUUCUCCUCUUCCUCCACCGGGCCAGUCGGCUGCUGCAGUUGACCAUCACCCCAUCCUUCUCACCUCCGUGACCUUCCUCCAUCCGUUUUCAGACUGACUUCGUUUCUUUUCGGUCAGGGGAAAAAGUCAGAGUAAGGUGGGAGUUUUUAAAAGGCACCUUAAGAAGCUUUUACACCAAACCAGCGUUACUUUGGUCGCUUUUUUUUUUUGUGGGUUGGGGGGGGGAACGACUUGAUUUAGUGUCAGACUGAAACUACCGCUGCAUCUCCUCAAUGCCAUGUUGUUCAUUUGUAACGGUUGUACGGUAAAUUUAUAUUUGAAGAUGCUUUGAAUUUCAAGAUUGCUGUGAGCCAAGUUUAUGGCAGUUUAGCAGAAUGGCACAUUGUGUUAAAGACUCAGCUCUGUCAUUCUGUUACUGUUUUAGAGUUAAAUACAAUGCAUCUUGAAUGAAUUUCCAGAAUAUUUGUUUAAUAAGCAAAUAUUACUUCAGAGUCUUUCUCGCAUGACUUAAUGCUGAGAUCAGGUCAUAGCGCAUUUAUUCGGUUCUUUCACUAUUUUACAAAAAAAAAAUUAUUUAUAAUAGGCAUUUUAACAUACUUAUUUUGUCCUCUCUUUUUUGGUUGAUUUUGCUACAGGACUUUAUAGAUUAAAUACAUCCAUACUGUACAGGUUUUGAGGUUAAAAUCUAAACAGCAGUAAAGGGUAAAUUAAAGGUUAUAUUAUUAUUAUUAUUAUUAUUAUUAUUAUUAAUUUUUUUGGUCUUUAGUGCUUUGUACCGCUUGGCCCUGGAAUGUUGCAAGGCUCUUGUAAGGUGAACAGUUUGAUGUAGAACAUUUGUGAAACCCUAUUUACAGUAUAGGUCAUGUCUCUAAAUGGCACAGUGCAUUCUGGGUAUUCUGUGCCUGCUAGAAUGUGUCAUUUGGACACUAUCUAUUGCAGGGCAUUACAGGACUUUGUGAGUGCACGGGGUAUUUUCCAGUAAGCUUUUAGUUAUGACUCGAAAUACAGGAAAUACGGCGUUAUUUCAGUGGAAUGUAUGAAUAGCAGUAUAGAUAAGAAAGUAAGUUAUGAUUUGAAAUUAUAUACGUACGUAUAUAAUUGAAUUAUAUACGUAUAUUCUACGUAUAUACGUAGUGACGUAUUCUGUAAGAUUAUAAAAAGCUGUCUCACUCAGAUAUUUUGUUGGUAACGCUUUACAUUAAGUGUCCAUUUAGUGACAUUAUUUAAUACACAUUACUAUGAACAAACCAUAAACUCCAGCAUUAAUAAUCCAAUUAACGUUAACAAUCGAAGUAAUAACACUUGUAUUAAUUGAUGCUAUCUUUUAAAUAAUAAACCAAAUAUUCAACACGUCCAUUAAUCAAUGUUCUACCAUCACUCAGUAAACUAAAGCCUACAGUGAUGUGGGCAACAUGAACAUCACCUUAACGAACAUGUGGUUGUUACCUGGGAGAUUCAGAACGCAGGCUGAAAAGAAAGUUGUAAUAUUUACACCUGAACACCAGCGUUCAGUAAGUUCUGAACAUUUAGCUGUAAGUGUUAACAUUCUGCAGAAGUUUAUGGUUUGUUAAUGUUGAUUAAAGCUGUAAAUAAUGUUAGUUAAGGGAACCUUAAUGAAAAGUGUUGCCUUACUAUUAUUAUUAUUAUUUCAUUUUUGUAUAGGUGAAUGUUUUUUUUUUUUUCUUUUUUUUUCUUUUCCUAAAAUUCAGCACAACUCAAUAACCUUGAAUAACCAGCUUUUAUUGCCCUUCGAGUAAUUACAUACCAGAUUAAUGUAAUCGGCAGAUCUGUGACUAGACUUGUAUGCCUGCCUGUUGAUGCAAUGCAACCAAACAAAGCAAGUCAAUGCUAAAUCCUAAACCUGUAUGCAAUAGCGGUUUCCUUUUGGACUUGUUUUCAUGUUCCUUAUGAAAGUGCCUGUGUCAUUCAUUCUCAAACAGCUCAUAAAACAUGAAACUUCUUGGAAAUUCCAGAGCAGAUCACAGUUGGUAUGAUGUAUGGAGUGUCUAUUUUUUAUUUUUAUUUUUUAAUGGAUAUGAUCGAUUCGAAGACUGUUGGAGUGAUAGUGUGUCAGGUGUACCAUGAUUAACGUGACAGCCUUUGAUUUCAGUAGGAUAGUUUUAGCAAGCAGGAUGUAUAAAAGUAGUUAAAUUGUAAAUGUUCGUGGAUGAUAAUUGUACAGUGUUUGGAGCUCAAAGUUUGAAGAAAAGCUAACGUUGAUGUGGUGGUGAUGGUCUUUGACAUGGUGUUAUAGAAUGUAAAACGUCACGUUAUUGAGGGUUUAUGUAUGUGGUGACUGGCAGGAAGCUGAAUUGGAGAUAAUGCUGAAUGGCCGGCCAACAAAUUUUAUGACUCUUUAAUCAUGUUACAGCACAGGUUUCUACACGUUUGCAGUUAGCUUUUCGUUCUUUGUUGUAUUUUUGUUCUAAGUGCUCUUAUUUCUUUGGCCUUCUUUCUGAAGGCAGCAUCUGAUGAAUUUUUUGAUGAAAUUUCAUCUUUUGAUGAAUUUGCUUUUCUUUUACUUCUUCAAAUGUGAUAGCGCAGUUACAAUUCUAUCACAUUACAAUGACAUUAUAAUUCUAAUUAAAGUACACAUUGAUCAACUACCUCACUCCAAAUUUCUACAACUUCUUGGAUAUUUAGCUGCCCAUUAGGUGUCCAGGAUGUGUUAAUACAAAUUCCAUUAUUUAUUUAUUUGAACGUUUGUCAAUAGUAAAAAAAAACGUCUAGUUUUGUACAGUAUGUAUAUUUCACGUAGAAGUAAAAGGACUGUAAUGUAAAUUUUUGUUCUUUUUUUUUUUUCUUUUCUUUUUUUUUUUUUUUUUUUUUUCCUUUUUUUUUUUUUUAAACAGUUCAUGUGCAAUACCCUCUGCUCUGUGUGCUUACUUGUAAGUGUAUCUAGCUACAGUAUGUUAGCUGUAUGUUCCCAAAGGUAGAGAAAUGUUAGGUACUGUCAAUUCAGUUCAGUUUAAUUCAGCUAAAAUGCAAUGCUAAAUUCAUGAAUUUGGAUCUUUAUUUUUAAUUAAGUUCUCUGUGACAAGUUAAUUUGUGUCACAAAAACUGAUGAUCUGGAACUAGACAGAGGUGUAUGAUUUACAUGGCCAAUGGAUCAUUCUAGUAAGGCUGAAAGACAAAAAAAAAAAUCCCUAAAAGCCUACUUGUGUAAGCUGGUCUGUAAUCUUUGCUAGCAAUACUGGCAAUGCAAAAUCCUUACUCUGUGUGCUCCUUCCUGCAUACAGACUAUCAGAAGUGCACUACUAGAAUAAAUGCACUGGGAUCUCACCAAGCCAAUGUUAAAACAUGUACUGCAAAUAAAUACUUCUGUUGGAA
Molecule: messenger RNA, 4840 nt
Organism: Pangasianodon hypophthalmus (striped catfish)
Lineage: Eukaryota; Metazoa; Chordata; Actinopteri; Siluriformes; Pangasiidae
Gene: mapk8b
Product: mitogen-activated protein kinase 8b
Exons: 12
Coding region: 266-1552 (428 amino acids)
Biological process (GO): protein phosphorylation; JNK cascade
Cellular component (GO): nucleus; cytoplasm
Molecular function (GO): ATP binding; JUN kinase activity
Source: RefSeq, a predicted model, not a curated record